GAGUUCUACUCAUUUUAAGCUCACACCUCGUUCUUGCUUCCAUCUGCAGGAUCAGAGAGCACUGACGCCAUGUUGAAGCUGACCCAUUCCUCCAAAGCUUUGCCACUGUAAAAGAGACAGAAGCUAUUGGGUGGGAAAAGGCAGAAAGAUUCAAGUCUAGAGGCAGCAAAGAAAGCCUCUUAUUUCCUGAUAUCAAGAAGAAUCGAUGAUGAGCAGUAAAAGACUGUACUUUUUAUUCCAUUUGCUGCUUUCUUCAAGAAUCUGAUUCCGUGUGAAGAUAAAGCUCAAGAUUCAUAAAGGCUUGAACACACACAACUCCUCUGAGCUUAUACGUCCGGAGAAGGAGCGUAGAAUGGAUAACCAGCCGCCACACUCGUAUCCACAAGCCCCCUUCCAUCACCUCCUCCAGCAGCAGCACCAACAGCUCCAGAUGUUCUGGAACUACCAGCGGCAGGAGAUCGAGCACGCCACCGACUUCAAGAACCACCAGCUCCCCCUGGCGCGCAUCAAGAAGAUCAUGAAGGCCGACGAGGACGUCCGCAUGAUAUCAGCGGAGGCCCCGAUACUCUUCGCCAAGGCCUGCGAGCUCUUCAUCCUCGAGCUGACGAUCCGCUCGUGGCUCCACGCGGAGGAGAACAAGCGCCGGACCCUGCAGAAGAACGACAUCGCCGCGGCCAUCUCGAGGACCGACAUAUUUGAUUUCCUCGUCGACAUUGUGCCGAGGGAGGAGAUAAAGGAGGAGGCGCUGGGACUGGUAGGAGGAAGCGGCGAGGGUGGCGCGACCGCCGGCGUGCCGUACUACUACCCUCCGGUGGGACAGCCGGGGCCAGGAGUGAUUAUGGGACAGCCUGCGGUGGCCGGAAUAGAUCCGGCGAUCUACGUUCAGCAACCGGCGCAGGCUUGGCAGCCACUGUGGCACCAGGGGCUGCCGGAGGACGGCAACGGUCAUGGGUUGGAUGGCUCAGGAUAUGCUGCUGCUCCACCACCACCACCCCCGGCGCCGCCCAGUUCCUAGCGAGGAAGAAACAUACACACAUGUCGCUUCUCUUCCAUGUUUUUGUUGCUUCAUUGCUCAUGUCCGUUGAUUAAGAUUUUAUGUCAUGCUCAUGUAUAUUCGUUCUCUCUAUAUCGCUUGCAUGAUUUACCGAAA
Messenger RNA from Musa acuminata subsp. malaccensis (wild Malaysian banana), 1150 nucleotides. Its product is annotated as nuclear transcription factor Y subunit C-1. NCBI's taxonomy places the organism in Eukaryota, Viridiplantae, Streptophyta, Magnoliopsida, Zingiberales, Musaceae. Gene Ontology annotation, biological process: regulation of DNA-templated transcription. The record is from RefSeq and is a predicted model, not a curated record. Gene Ontology annotation, molecular function: protein heterodimerization activity; transcription cis-regulatory region binding. Gene Ontology annotation, cellular component: nucleus.